Messenger RNA from Alternaria arborescens, 933 nucleotides. RefSeq lists its product as hypothetical. NCBI's taxonomy places the organism in Eukaryota, Fungi, Ascomycota, Dothideomycetes, Pleosporales, Pleosporaceae. Gene Ontology annotation, cellular component: mitochondrial membrane. The transcript is spliced from 4 exons. Gene Ontology annotation, molecular function: malate transmembrane transporter activity; sulfate transmembrane transporter activity; antiporter activity. The coding region runs from base 1 to 933 and encodes 310 amino acids. The record is from RefSeq and is a predicted model, not a curated record. Gene Ontology annotation, biological process: succinate transmembrane transport; thiosulfate transport; malate transmembrane transport.
AUGGCGGACGUCACUAAGAAAGUGAGCGUGGCUGAACUGCGGAAGAGCGAGGAUGUGAAGCCUAUCAAGAAGACGCCGGUACAUUAUCCGUUCUGGUUUGGUGGAAGCGCAAGUUGUUUUGCGACUUUCUUUACGCAUCCGCUGGAUCUUGUCAAGGUCCGGUUACAAACACAAGCGACAUCUGGCGUACGAUUAAACAUGAUGCAAAUGUUUGGUCAUGUCAUAAAGGCUGAUGGGGCACUGGGGCUGUACAAAGGCAUAUCCGCAGCCCAACUUCGCCAAGGAACCUACAGCAUGACACGCUUCGGUGUCUACGAAGCCCUUAAAGACCGUAUGACGACCGCUGACUCGAAACCCUCGUUCCUGACACUAGUCGGCAUGGCCUCUAUAUCAGGCUUUCUCGGAGGCUUCGCCGGUAACCCAGGAGACAUUCUGAAUGUACGGAUGCAACAUGAUGCAGCAUUACCGAGAGAGAAGCGACGAGGAUACAAGAAUGCGAUCGACGGGAUAAUACGAAUGUCGCGGGAAGAAGGAGUAGCAAGUCUGUGGAAAGGCGUCUGGCCCAACUCGUCAAGAGCUGUGCUCAUGACUGUGGGUCAAUUAGCAACAUACGAUGGAUUUAAGCGCGUGUUGCUGAAUUACACGCCGCUGCAAGACAACCUCGCAACACACUUCACCGCAUCGUUCUUGGCAGGAUUCGUAGCUACGACGAUAUGCUCGCCGGUAGAUGUCAUCAAGACGAAAGUCAUGAGCUCUAGCGAGAACGUUGGGCUCAUAAAGACUGUUUCAGAUACUAUGAGAGCAGAAGGAUUCCGUUGGAUGUUCAAGGGCUGGGUACCGAGCUUCAUCCGUGUUGGACCCCACACCGUGCUCACGUUCUUGUUUUUGGAGCAACAUAAGAAGGUCUACCGGCAACUGAAGAAGCUUGAGUAG